Molecule: messenger RNA, 459 nt
Organism: Penicillium hordei
Lineage: Eukaryota; Fungi; Ascomycota; Eurotiomycetes; Eurotiales; Aspergillaceae
Exons: 1
Coding region: 1-459 (152 amino acids)
Source: RefSeq, a predicted model, not a curated record
AUGGGCAUCUUUGGAAAUGGCUCCUUUAAACUCUGGUGUGACGAUUUACGGUCAGGUAAUGUCCCUCUCAACAAGGACUCGAAAAUUGCUGCAGUCGUGGACUGGGAACAUACGCUGCCCCCGUUGAAUUCCCCUAUGCACCACCUUGGUGGCUUCUUAUUGAAAAGCCCGAAUGCUAGCCCACGGAAGAUAGCCUUGAGGACUGGUGUACGGAGUUUUGAGUUUCGACUCGAGACAUUCCUAAAGGCUAUGAUCAUUCGCGAGGAUGAAGCGAUUAGCAAGGGUCAACUGAACAGCAACCAGAGACUUUCUGGCCCAAUGCGAGAGAGCCGGAAGAGCGGAGAUUUCUGGAUUGCGUAUGCUGCGAGGAACAAUUUCGCGUUCGAUGCGAUAUACUGGCAAAAGAUCGAUAGGCGAUUUUUCGGAUCAACUACGUACCCCGACCCUGCCCAUGCAUGA